CCUCCGCCCUGGGGACGUGUGAGCCCUGCAUCCACUUAAUCAUGGAGAGGGUUGGCUUGGGCCACCAGCCCCUUAGGUGAGGACUCUGCCUGGGGCUCAGCAGGCAAUUCUGAGUCAUGGAGGUGAAGAGGACGCCUCCAGCCAGGACACCUUCCUGUUGAAAAUUGUGGCCCAGCUUGGCGGGCCCUUCCUGCGCUGUCUUCGGGAGAGGUGCCCGCCCCUGCCCGCCCAGCUUCCCCGGAUGGGGAGGUGGGCCCUCGACGUGGCCUUUGUGUGGAAGGCGGUGUUGACCCUGGGGCUGGUCCUCCUCUAUUACUGCUUCUCCAUCGGCAUCACCUUCUACAACAAAUGGCUGACGAAGAGCUUCCACUUCCCCCUCUUCAUGACGAUGCUGCACCUGGCCGUGAUCUUCCUGUUCUCCGCCCUGUCCAGGGCUCUGGUUCAGUGCUCCAGCCACAGGGCCCGCGUGGUGCUGAGCUGGGCGGACUACCUCAGGAGAGUCGCUCCCACAGCCCUGGCAACGGCGCUUGAUGUGGGCCUGUCCAACUGGAGCUUUCUCUACAUCACCGUCUCGCUGUACACGAUGACCAAGUCCUCCGCUGUCCUCUUCAUCCUGAUCUUCUCGCUGAUCUUCAAGCUGGAGGAGCUGCGUGCAGCACUGGUCCUGGUGGUCCUCCUCAUCGCCGGGGGCCUCUUCAUGUUCACCUACAAGUCCACACAGUUCAACGUGGAGGGCUUUGCCUUGGUGCUGGGGGCCUCGUUCAUCGGCGGCAUCCGCUGGACCCUCACGCAGAUGCUCCUGCAGAAGGCGGAACUUGGGCUCCAGAACCCCAUUGACACCAUGUUCCACCUGCAGCCACUCAUGUUUCUGGGACUCUUCCCUCUCUUUGCCAUAUUCGAAGGUCUCCAUCUGUCCACGUCUGAGAAAAUCUUCCGUUUCCAGGACACUGGGCUGCUGCUGCGGGUACUAGGAAGCCUCUUUCUUGGCGGGAUUCUCGCUUUCGGUUUGGGCUUCUCGGAGUUCCUCCUGGUCUCCAGAACCUCCAGCCUCACUCUCUCCAUUGCUGGCAUUUUUAAGGAAGUCUGCACGCUGCUGCUGGCCGCUCACCUCCUGGGGGACCAGAUCAGCCUCCUGAACUGGCUGGGCUUCGCCCUCUGCCUCUCGGGCAUCUCCCUGCACGUCGCUCUCAAAGCCCUGCACUCCAGAGGUGACGGUGGCCCUAAGCCCUCGAAGGGGCUGGGCUCCCACCCUGACCUGGAGCUGCUGCUCCGGAGCAGGCAGCCGGAGGAGGACGACAAUGAGGAGGAGGAGGCGUACUUCGUGGCCCAGGGGCAGCAAUGACUCGCCGGGAGGCCAGGGACCCAGGAGGCCCUUCUCGAGGGCCGGGGAGCAGCGGGCUGGGACGCUCCCAGGCUGGGCGUGACCCUGUGGCAGGGCUCGGUCGGCUCUGUCGGAGAGCUGCUGAGCCGGAGGGGUGAGAGAGCAGGGCUGAAGCGUGCUGAAGUCCUAGCGGGACAAGGGAGUAGGACAAGUGUCCGCCAGGCUCAGACAGCCAAGAUGCGGAUUUCCGGGGCACAGCGGGUUUCUUGGGGGGCUGGGUUUAGACUGCAGAGCAGGUUGGGAGGGGAGAUGGAGAGGCUGGAGCCUCAUCACCUGGAUAGUUCUUUCUCAGAGAGCAGACCUAUUUAUAGUUCAGAAAUAAAGGAUUUACGGUUCACUGGC
This is a messenger RNA of Suricata suricatta (meerkat), 1723 nucleotides long. RefSeq names its product solute carrier family 35 member C2 (gene SLC35H1). The record is from RefSeq and is a predicted model, not a curated record. Lineage: Eukaryota; Metazoa; Chordata; Mammalia; Carnivora; Herpestidae. Gene Ontology annotation, molecular function: antiporter activity. Gene Ontology annotation, cellular component: endoplasmic reticulum-Golgi intermediate compartment; Golgi apparatus; cis-Golgi network. The transcript has 9 exons. Gene Ontology annotation, biological process: UDP-glucose transmembrane transport. The coding region runs from base 242 to 1342 and encodes 366 amino acids.